AUGGGGGCCUGGGGGCUCUGCUCGGAGGAAAGUAGUAACAAACAAAUGAGAAAGCAGAAAGGUAGUGGCAGACCAAAUGUCCAGUGUUCUCAUCCAGGAAAAAAUCCAUAUGGAAAAAGUAAGCGUGGGCAGAACUGGAAAAGCUUUGAUGAUGAUGAUGAUGAGUGCACAGAUACACCAUAUGGUACUUUUGGUGGUAAGAAAUCUUUUACAUGGUACUGGCCUGGGGAGAAUGAUGAGCUUGGUAGUUCUCCUAGUGGUUUUCAGUGGAGGGAUGAAUCGCAGUCUGCCAAAUCAAGGAAAAGGUUCUUGAAUGAAAGUGAUGUCGACGAGGAAGAGGAGUCAGCCCAUGAUGAUCUGCGAAGCUAUAGGAUCUCUCUCGGAUUGCCACUUUUAGGCCCGUUAAAACUGGAACAUAUUAAGGCUGCUUUUCGCGCAUCUGCUCUCAAGUGGCACCCAGACAAGCAUCAAGGACCUUCACAGGCUGAAGCAGAGGAAAAAUUCAGAAGCUGUGUGGAAGCGUACUACGUAUUGACGUGUGCCUUCAAGUCAAGUGGCUAA
Molecule: messenger RNA, 561 nt
Organism: Panicum virgatum (switchgrass)
Lineage: Eukaryota; Viridiplantae; Streptophyta; Magnoliopsida; Poales; Poaceae
Exons: 5
Coding region: 1-561 (186 amino acids)
Source: RefSeq, a predicted model, not a curated record